AUGAAUUGCAAGGCGGUAACCAUCAGUUUGCUGCUGUUGUUAUUUUUGACGAGAGUAUAUAUUCAACCAACAUUCUCACUAAUUUCAGAUUGCGAUGAAACUUUCAAUUAUUGGGAACCAUUGAAUUUAUUAGUACGUGGAUUUGGCAAACAAACUUGGGAAUAUUCUCCCGAAUAUUCUAUUAGAUCAUGGGCUUUCCUAUUGCCUUUUUACUGUAUUCUUUAUCCGGUAAACAAAUUUACUGAGCUGGAAAGCCAUUGGAACUUUUUCAUCACCAGAGCAUGCUUAGGAUUUUUUAGCUUUAUCAUGGAAUUUAAACUACAUCGUGAAAUCGCGGGCACAUUAGCGUUGCAAAUUGCGAAUAUUUGGAUUAUUUUCCAAUUGUUCAAUCCAGGCUGGUUCCAUGCAUCUGUUGAAUUAUUGCCUUCUGCCGUUGCAAUGUUGUUGUAUGUAGGUGCCACCACACACUCGCUACGCUAUUUGUCUACUGGGUCUACUUCAAAUUUUACCAAAAGUUUAGCAUACAAUUUCCUAGCUAGUAUACUGGGCUGGCCAUUUGUUUUAGUUUUAAGCUUGCCAUUAUGCUUACAUUACCUUUUCAACCAUAGAAUAAUUUCUACCAUUAGAACCGCAUUCGAUUGCUGUUUAAUAUUUUCAUUGACUGCAUUUGCUGUGGUUGUUACUGAUAGUAUAUUUUACGGAAAGCUCGCUCCCGUAUCAUGGAACAUCUUAUUUUACAAUGUGAUCAACGCAAAUGAGGAAACUGGCCCAAACAUUUUCGGGGUUGAACCAUGGUACUAUUAUCCCUUGAACUUAUUGCUGAAUUUCCCACUACCUGUGUUAGUUUUGGCUACUUUAGGAAUUUUCCAUUUGAGAUUAUGGCCAUUAUGGGCUUCCUUAUUCACAUGGAUUGCAAUUUUCAUUCAACAGCCUCACAAAGAGGAAAGAUUUCUCUAUCCAAUUUACGGGUUGAUCACCCUGAGUGCAAGUAUAGCUUUUUACAAGGUUUUAAAUCUAUUCAAUAGAAAGCGCAUUCUGAAAAAAGGAAUAAAGUUGUCAGUUUUAUUGAUCGUUGCAGGUCAGGCGAUAUCACGUAUAGUUGCCUUGGUGAACAAUUACACAGCUCCAAUAGCCGUCUAUGAACAAUUUUCUUCACUAAACCAAGGUAGUAUGAAGACACCGGUAGUGAAUGUAUGUACAGGUCGUGAAUGGUAUCACUUUCCAAAUUCUUUCCUGCUGCCAGAUAAUCACAGACUAAAAUUUGUCAAAUCAGGAUUUGAUGGUCUUCUUCCAGGUGAUUUUCCAGAGAGUGGUUCUAUCUUCAAAAAGGUUAGAACCAUACCUAAGGGAAUGAAUAACAAGAAUAUGUAUGAUACUGGUAAGGAGUGGCCAAUUGCCAAGUGCGAUUAUUUCAUUGAUAUCGUAGCCCCCAUAAAUUUAACAAAAGACGUUUUUAACCCUUUACAUCUUAUGGAUAACUGGAAUAAACUGGCAUGUGCUACAUUCAUCGACAGUGAAAAUUCUAAGAUUUUGGGUAGAGCGUUUUAUGUACCGGAAUCAAUCAACCAAAUCAUGCAAAAGGUUUUACCAAAACAAUGGAAUCAAUUGUACGGAGUUCGUUAUAUCGACUACUGUUUGUUUGAAAAGCCAACUGAGACUACCAAUUGA
This is a messenger RNA of Saccharomyces paradoxus, 1668 nucleotides long. RefSeq names its product dolichyl-P-Man:Man(6)GlcNAc(2)-PP-dolichol alpha-1,2-mannosyltransferase (gene ALG9). The record is from RefSeq and is a predicted model, not a curated record. NCBI's taxonomy places the organism in Eukaryota, Fungi, Ascomycota, Saccharomycetes, Saccharomycetales, Saccharomycetaceae. Gene Ontology annotation, cellular component: endoplasmic reticulum membrane. The transcript has a single exon. Gene Ontology annotation, biological process: protein N-linked glycosylation. Gene Ontology annotation, molecular function: alpha-1,2-mannosyltransferase activity. Bases 1 to 1668 code for a protein of 555 amino acids.